UUUGGUGACUGAACACGACAUGGAAGUGCGAUGGCGCGCAUCCGAGUUGCAGGUCUUGCGUCAAGUCCAACUCGUCGUGUGUCUACGAACGAGCACUGAGGCCGCACUAUCCUGGCGGGAAAUCACUAUACAUCAGUGCACUAGAAGAGAGAAUCGCAUUUCUCGAGGCCCGGAUGCCAGAUUAUGCAGAAGAUCACUUUAUCAAGACAUCUUCCGUGCAAUUACCACUGGAACUUGAGACUAAAUGUCCUCGCAGAAACUCGCGAGGCUCACUGUCGGAUGGUGAGCCGUCCUCUCUUGUUGACGGUGUUGCAUACUUGUCGCUAUGCGCAUCUGGCACAACAGACACUGCACCAGAGCCGUUCUACCUAGGAUCAAGCUCCGGCGCAACUAUUGCGCGCAUGCUUCAGUCUUCCAUCUUUCACAGCUCAGGCGGUAAAACUGCGCUUGAUGCUAUGACAACUAAUCAAACUAUUGCAUCAGAUUCGACGAAAUCGCAACGCAAAAUAUCGGUCUCCUCUAGCCCAGAGGAAUGCCAGUCCGAGUUUCCGUGCCCUGAUCAAGCAGGGGUGCUGUUCGACGUCUUCUUCGAUCGGCUUCAUACGCGAUGGCCUAUUCUAGAUCGCAAACUGUACACUAAGUGGUUCCAGAAGCAAUACAAUCACGGAGCCCUGUCUUUACAGCACCGAAGCAUCAUGCACCUGAUAUACGCCAUAUCCGCAAGGUUCCUACAGUUGACGAAGAAGCCAUGUGAAGUUGAUCCCCAGAAACAUCUCGCGGCGGCCCUUGAGCCGAUGGACUACAUCCUGGAACAGCAUAAUCUAGCCACUGUGCAAUUUCUGCUCCUCCUCGCCGUUCAUGGAACUAGAAGCCCCUACGGUGCCGGUGCAUGGUCCCAGGUGCGGUACGCUGUUACUCUCUGCAUAGAGCUAGGUCUACAUCGAAAGCAGUCCAAUACCUCUACUCAUAAUCCACGCGAUCUCGAGAUCCGUAGGCGCGUCUUUUGGUCAUGUUACUGUUUGGACCGUAUGACGAGUGUGGUGCUUGGACGUACAUUCGCCAUCGCCGAUAGAGACAUCAACACCGAGCUUCCUAAUGAAAGCUUGGAGUUCUGGAACUUGACAGCACUGAAGGACCCGUCAAGUACAUCGGACCUUCCCUGGUCAAACACGAAGCCUUUCAUCCACAUAAUCAAGCUUCGGAGAAUACAGUCCAAGAUUCAUCAUCGAGUUUAUCGUGUCGACAAAGACGUCUUUUCAGGUUCCAGGGAAGAUCGAGCAAGACUUGACUCGAAGAUGGGAGAUAUCAGAGCCGAACUCGAUGAAUGGGUGAGAACGGUUCCUCAUCCGCCCAAAGACGCCGGUACAAUAAGCUGGAUGUACGACCCAGAAAGCGCUUAUCAUGACUCAAGAGAUUUCUUCAACCUUCAGUACCACAAGUCGGUCCUGUCGCUCUACACCGUCCUCCUUCCAGCACUUAAUACCUCCGACUCGAGGUUCCUCACUACCGCCCGAUCCGCCGCCUGUGUCUGCACAGCUUACAAGCGCCUCAACCAGCAAAAGACGCUCAGCUACACCAUGAUGGCUUUGCACUCAUGUUUCAUCGCUGGCUUGACGCUCGUAUACUGCAUAUGGAGGGACCACAUUCUCUUCUCGUACGACACGCUUGAAGCCACGCGGGCAUGUUCCCAGUCCCUAACAAUCUUUGGUGAGAAGUUUCGCGGUGCGGUAAAGUACCGCGAUAUUUUUGAUGCUCUCUCGGGGAGCCUAUUCAAGAUAAUUGUUGAUCCGCUCACGGGCCCAGACGACAGAUCAAAGCCUCUCGAUGUUGACUUAGGAGUGGAUUCGAUGGUGUGUCCGGAGAUGGCGCCCGUAAAGCCUUCUGGGCUCAUAGCUAUGGGUCAAGGCAAUGGAGCAGAGGAAACAUCAUCUGUGGCCCAUGCGAUUUCUGAUGCUGUGAAAGAAGCGUUCAUGGAGGUAGACGAGGAAGCGCCGGGUGGGUGGCAGGGCUGGAGAAUGUUCAAUGAGAUGGUACAUCCUGACCAUUCUUCUAGGUCCGGGCAGGUUCAAGAAAGGAAGGAUCAAGCAGGUCAACCAGAUGGUACUUACCUAAGUCCCGGACUGGAGUUGGGCUUCACGGAAGAGCUUGAACAAGGCACAGAUCGAGACGUAAUGGACUCCAAUUGGGACUCUGGCGGGUUCGGAAGUUUAGGCUGAAUGAGAGAGAUUGCUCGAAUCGGAAUGCUACAGCCUGGAAAAGUGAUCGCGCUCGUGCUUGCAAAUUACUGGCUUUCACGAUUGCUUCUUUCUUCGGGGCGCUAACGAGGAGCGGCCUUUUGAGAACACCACAGGUGCUCGUUUCAAACACUCUAUCUACCC
Molecule: messenger RNA, 2378 nt
Organism: Colletotrichum acutatum
Lineage: Eukaryota; Fungi; Ascomycota; Sordariomycetes; Glomerellales; Glomerellaceae
Product: fungal-specific transcription factor domain-containing protein
Exons: 5
Coding region: 174-2216 (680 amino acids)
Biological process (GO): positive regulation of transcription by RNA polymerase II; DNA-templated transcription
Molecular function (GO): sequence-specific DNA binding; DNA-binding transcription factor activity, RNA polymerase II-specific; zinc ion binding
Source: RefSeq, a predicted model, not a curated record